Xenopus tropicalis (tropical clawed frog) is the source of this 5479-nucleotide messenger RNA. RefSeq names its product RNA binding motif single stranded interacting protein 3 (gene rbms3). The record is from RefSeq and is a predicted model, not a curated record. Lineage: Eukaryota; Metazoa; Chordata; Amphibia; Anura; Pipidae. The transcript has 14 exons. The coding region runs from base 562 to 1818 and encodes 418 amino acids. Gene Ontology annotation, cellular component: ribonucleoprotein complex. Gene Ontology annotation, molecular function: nucleic acid binding; RNA binding.
CUUAAACACCAUGUCAUUCCGUGAGGGAGACAGCAGCAACUAGGCUGGAAGAUUUUUUUUCUUUCUUUCUUCCUUUCUUUCUUUUUUUAUUUUUUUAAUUUAUUUAUUUUUGAGGGGGCAGGGGGAGGAGAGAAGAGAAAAUUGAGGGAGACUGAGAGUAAGAAAGAAAGAAAGCAAAGCCGGUCUGCAGGAUUCCUGAGUUCCUAUAUAGCAGCUCUCCUCAUUCCCAGGACAGGACUUUUUAUGCCUCACAGAAUCUGGAUUGUGAUUUUAUUACAAGCAAGCUGAUUUUUUUUUUCAAAUCUUGUAAAGGAGAUUGUGCUGGGGGAGGUGGAUAAGAAAUAUUUCUCUACGUGGUUUCGCUUAUUUUAAAGCCUAGAUGUUUCCCUUUUUCCUUUGGAAUUAACGACUGGUAAAAAAAAAAAAAAAAAAGGCGAAAGAAGUCCCAAAACCUCAUCAGUCAUUAUUGCUGUGUGGAAUUGUGAUUUCAGAAGAAGAAGGGCCUGGGGCACUACACCCUGUCAACGAGUUUCCUGCAUCAGAGAUAACGAUUCCAGCUACAUGGGCAAACGCUUGGAACAGCAACCAAUGUACCCUCAGUACACUUACUACUACCCCCAUUAUCUCCAAACCAAGCAGUCCUAUGCGCCAGCUCCCCACCCCAUGGCUCCGCCCAGCCCCAGCACAAACAGCAGUAACAACAGCAGCAACAGCAUUGGGGAGCAGCUGAGCAAAACAAACCUGUACAUUCGAGGACUUCCGCCAUGCACCACGGAUCAGGACCUCAUUAAGCUGUGCCAACCGUAUGGAAAAAUUGUAUCGACAAAGGCAAUUCUUGACAAAAACACGAAUCAAUGCAAAGGAUAUGGAUUUGUAGAUUUUGACACUCCUGCUGCAGCACAGAAAGCAGUCUCAUCUUUGAAAGCUAGCGGAGUUCAAGCUCAGAUGGCAAAGCAACAAGAGCAAGACCCUACGAAUCUCUACAUCUCAAACUUGCCAAUCUCAAUGGACGAGCAGGAACUCGAGAACAUGCUGAAGCCAUUUGGCCAUGUCAUUUCGACCAGAAUAUUGAGAGAUGCCAGUGGGGUCAGUAGAGGAGUUGGGUUUGCCAGAAUGGAGUCUACGGAGAAAUGUGAAGUAGUAAUCCAACAUUUUAAUGGAAAGUAUUUGAAAACACCUCCAGGAGUACCAGCCCCAUCAGAGCCUUUACUGUGUAAAUUUGCAGAUGGAGGGCAAAAGAAGAGGCAGAACCCGAGUAAAUAUACACAGAAUGGAAGACCGUGGCCAAGAGAAGGAGAUGCUGGAAUGGCUCUGACAUAUGACCCAGCAGCAGCUAUGCAGAACGGAUUUUAUUCUUCCCCAUAUAAUAUUGCCACAAAUCGUAUGAUUCCACAGACAUCUAUCACACCAUUUAUUGCUGCUUCCCCUGUCUCUACAUACCAGGUCCAGAGUACAUCCUGGAUGCCUCACCCACCAUAUGUUAUGCAACCAACAGGUGCUGUUAUAACACCGGCAAUGGAUCACACCAUGUCAAUUCAGCCUGCAAAUAUGAUGGGCCCUUUAACCCAACAAAUGAACCACCUCUCUUUGGGAACAACUGGGACAUAUAUGACUGCUGCUGCACCUAUGCAAGGGACAUUCAUCCCCCAGUAUACUCCUGUGCCUCCAACAGCUGUACAAGUUGAAGGUGUUGUUGCUGAUAACUCCCCUCAGACAGUACCAUCCUCACAGGAAGCAAGCGGACAACAGCAACAGAUGACUGUAGAGACAAACAAUGAACAUGCAUCUGCAUACUCCUACCAACAGUCAAAACAAUAAAUUGAACUAAGAAUGUUGGUCUGAAAACUUUGCCUUGAAUGAAGAAACUUCAUCCAUCAUGAAGUUGGCUUCCACUUUGCACAGGCAUUAAAUAAAAGCUUCUUUUUUUUCCUCCCCUUCCAUUUUCUACCUUGCUCAACAAAACCGUUUUUAUGUGCUGUGCAAAAAAUAAUUUAGUUAUGUAGUCUGACAAUUUUAUUUUUGCUACUUUUUUAAGUCAUGAGAAAGCCCGAGGAAACAGUGUGCUGUUAACAUUUCAUUGGGAAGAACAUUUAAAUUCCAUGGCAUCUGGAGAUGUAGAUAUGAUAGACUUUCAAAGCAGCGAAACCGAUGUCAAGAGGGAGCAAGAACAGACUAAAACAUAACUGUCUUCCUCUAUAAGCUAUUUUUUGAUUUGUUUAUAUUGACAUUUUUUUCCCACAGGAAUGAAUAUGUAAGGUUUAUCUUGAAUAUUAAUUGCCUUAAUUUUAAGGAUGUCUGAGGAUUCCUGAGCAAGUGGUCAGCAUCUUAAGGCAUAUUUGAUAGGGCGUUUUUUUUGUACCUGUGAUUCGGUACAUAGGUUAGUAUGGGGUUUAUUGGUAUGAAAGACUGGUGUACAGUUUAAGAUGAAAAUCCUUCCUUCAUUGGAUAAAGACCUUUGUUGAUAAAGAACCAACGUCGGCGAGAAUUUGACCAAUCCGGGGACUUCAAUGAACUUAAUCGACAGUGUUAAUACAAAUAAAUAUCAAUGGCUGUAGCUUUUUGCAGUGAACUGAAAUCACAGAACAAGAGAUUACACUGCAUUGGGAGAAAUGCAGCUCUCUUUUUUGUUAGAUGCUCUCUCUUUUUUUGCUUUUUGUUUUUAUUUUUUUAUGUUGCUGAGCGUGGUCACUAGAAAAGAUAUUAGUGCUUUUUAUCCGCAAUCUUUUUUAUGAGCUUAAAGAACUUUUUAGUAUGCUAUGCUUGUCAUUUUGCGAAAAAAAAGUAGCUUAGUAGCAUUGAAAAUGUAGGAUGUAUAUGGUUAAAAAAAAAAGUGCAAAAAAAAAAAAGCAAUAGAUAGAAGAAAUUGUUGACAAUUUCUAUAGUCUUUCCUAGUUGUGAUCAAAUGCAGCCUAUGGAUGGCCUAUUUUAUACCAAAGAUGACGUGACACCCUAACGCAGUUCUGAAGAUAGAGGUUUUUUUUAAUCUUUAUUUGACCUACAUGGCCGGACCAGUUUUUACUUUUAUCUUUGUUUAAACUAUCUUCCACUGGUAUUCUACGUAGUACCUUUGUUUGUACAGACAUUUAAUGAUGAGUUGGUUAUCUCACUGUGUUUGAGCAGUUGCCGCAUAAGGUUAAAAACAAACAAAAAGCCAACUAUUAGAAAUGUAUGGCACCUACAGAUCCUGUUUUUUAUGGCAUAACCUGAUCUUUUGUACAGUUAUGAGUCUUCCUUUUUUUCAAACCUGACCUGUUGAAAGUUCAUUUUUAGAUUUUAAAUGUUAUCUACCAUUUGUUUUUUAGUAUCCCCAUGAAUUUAAAAAUAUGUUGUAGGAUAAUUUCAUUCAGGGGACUGCCAGGUCUGUCAGAGUAUUCAUGGAAAAGUUUCUACUAUACCAACUGUCAGUUUUUGGCUCCAGAAGAAAUGACAGGCUAUGAAGCUUUUCUGUUGCAGGCUAUGGAAAUGAUCUGCCUGACAGCAAUACAGGUGAGACGUGCUACUGCGACUAACUGCAAGUGAGAAAGCAGUCAAUACUGUUUCAGUGCAAUGUUGUUGUAAUGAGACAUCUCCCAGAACCUCUAUGGCUUUACUGUGCCGGGAGAAAGCCAUAGAAGGCAGGACUUUCCUAUAAAAAAUUGCCAAUCAUAGACCACUCCUAAUAUAUCAAUUGAUAAACUAAUUACUAAAAUGAAUGUAUACUUUGGGGUUCUAUAACAUCUUAAAUAGAUCUACGCCCAACGCCAUUUUAUCACCCAUAUGUCCAUUGAUCUAAUAGGCCACUCUUGGCCUUAAUCGAUCUUGAGCAACAUGAGAAUUUGCCUUUUACUUUUUAGCAGAAUCUACCAUUUGGGAGUUCUAGAAGAUGGUAUGAAGUUAAGCCUUCAUAUUAGUAUUUUUAAUUUAAUGCCACUGGGUGUUGGGAUCUCUAGAGCCCAUGUCGUAUACAGUAAACAGGAUCCAGUAACAAUAGAUCAAUACUAUCCUGCCUUACACAUUUUAAAAGUAUUUUUUAAAUGCUCUGUAGGGUGUUUUACACAUCAAAUACAAGAAGAAUUGGUUUUGGUUAUUGCAUAGAAAGAAAAAAAUAAUUUAAACUAAAAAGUAAAUAAGUAAAUAUGCCUUUCCACAAACUGUAUGCAUAUUGUACUUAUCUGUUUCUUCAUUUAUUUUUAUUUUUUUUUAUUUCUAUUCCAUUUCAGUUGUAAUAAUGUGCCUAUAAAUGGGAUUUCUGACUUGUGGCUCAACAGCUCAUCCAGAACCGGAGCACAUUCAAUUUAGACUUCUGGCACCUGCUAUCUGAACUUUUUUCCUAUUGAAAUAAAUAGCGUAGGUCGUAUGAUCCAGAUGUCAAGUUAAGCGGUGCUCCAUCUGUAGCUGACAAGACACAAGCCAGUUAUCCUUGGCCUAAGUAUUAGGAUACAGUGCUGGCAGCUCUUGUCUUUAUAUCAUAUAAAUGCAUUUGAAAAAAAAAAUGUUACAUGGAAAUAUGUUUAAUAUAAAAAAAGACAGUUUUCUUUUAAAAAUUUCAUUUUAAAGCCUCAAAUCUUAUCGACAUUUAUGUUAUUGUGGUAGCUACCAUGUGGCAGAUGAAAAGAAACAGAGGAGACUUCUAAUUUCGAUUGAAAUAACUGCUGCUAUUUUUACUUGUGUAAACAUCUAUCCAUUUUAAGCUGCUAUCUUAUAAGAGUCUCUAUUCUGAAAGUUUUCUCAUGCCUGGGGCAUAUGUUUUUUUUUUAAUUUUCUCUGAAACUUUGUUGUGUGUUAGAGAAUAGUGUCCUAGUCUAAAUGGUCUUUGUCAGAGCUACCCCACCCUCUACCUUCUCUAACACUAGAUAUGAUGUGUUACAAUUUACAAUGUACCGUCGCCAAAAAAAGCAGGUUAAAGGUGUUUCUCUGUCCUUCAUAUUCCUCCUGAAAUCUGGACAUCACAGUGUGUUGAAACUGUUGGUCAUACUGUCCUUAUCGAAUCGAAGUUACCCUCAGAAAAUAAAAAAAAAAAAGAGAUCCAAGUGUUUUUUCCAUUAGGAAAAAGAAAACCAUGAAUAUAAAUCUGUAUAUAAUUUAGUUUGAUAUUGCAUCUAUAAUUUCAAACAGGGUAAUUCAGAGCAAAAACAAAAAACUGUCAGGUCACAUUGAUUUAAAUGAACUGUAAACAGCCAAACCCAUGUGAAAUACCACACAGUGUGUACAAAGCAGGGCUGUGUUCAUGUCAGAAAUAGUGCGUCUGAUCUGUCGCUAAAUCUUUUUGUUGACUGUUCACCUCAAACGUUCUAUUUACAACUCUGCUAGUUGAAGAGACUGGGAAUGAGACUCAGCAGCUUAGAACGCUAACACAUUGAACCUCUCUGGAUCUGCUCCUUUGGACAUCAAAAUUGAAUAUGUUCUCUAUUCCCUUUUCUUGUACAUUUGAAUUGUUGUACCCAUGGGGGUUGCAGGAGGCAGUUUGAAAGCUCUCUAACAAAUAAACAUUUUUCUGUCU